Dreissena polymorpha is the source of this 2232-nucleotide messenger RNA. RefSeq lists its product as uncharacterized. The coding region runs from base 220 to 1632 and encodes 470 amino acids. The transcript is spliced from 5 exons. Lineage: Eukaryota; Metazoa; Mollusca; Bivalvia; Myida; Dreissenidae. The record is from RefSeq and is a predicted model, not a curated record.
UAAUCUUCUGUCCGUGUAAAUUUCAGGUGUUGUAACUGAGUACAACUGUAGUUGAUUUGAAAUGCACGAAAGGCCUACUUUGUUACCAUUCAAAUGUAAAGCAGUUGUAAACAGCAAUUCGUCUCGCAUUCAAGUUCUAAAUGGGAGAUAUAUCGACCCAGAUAUCGUACAACUGAGUACAGUAGGUUCGAUUACAUACUUGAGAAAAACAUCGUAGGAAUGAACAUUUUUGUUGUAUUUAAGUGUUUAAUUUUGUUUUGGAGUGGAAGUAACGCAGAAAUGCUCACAUACAAAAUCAUGUGUGGCGAAUAUAAAAUGACGUCACAUAUUGGGGAGCUAUCGUAUCGCCCGGAAGUAAAUAUGACGCCAUCUAAGAUUUGUCGGUUCGACUUCCGGCCGGACAGGAAUGUCGUCGGCAGUGGCGGCAUCAUGUUCUACUUUACAGAACUGAGAAUGUCGCAUUCUUGCGAACGCAGUUAUUUAAAAUUCAUGGACGGCUUUGGUGGGGUCAAUGGUCUUGAGGAAAAGCUUUGCGUUGACAACGAUACCCUUCUCGACAAAAACGUGUUUUUCAUCACCAGCGACAACACACUUAGAAUAGAGUAUUCAGAUCCGUACGCUAAUAUGAGUUUUUCCAUACAGUUUUCAGCUUAUUCGAUUAAAGACUGGGACUGUGAGGGAUACAGAUGCCCGAACAAGCUGUGCGUACCGUCGGGGUAUGAUUGUAGCUCCGAAAUUCGGAUAUGCGGUGCCGCAAACAAUAGCUGUUCCAGAAAGAAAAUCUUUGUCGAAACGAUGUCUAGCAACAUCUUUGUGGACGUUUUACGAGUUAUCGGAAUUGCAAUUGCGGUGAUAGCUGGAAUACUGAUUUCAAAGAAGCUGUUCCAACAUAGAGCGGAGUAUUUGUCGAAAUGCCGCAACAGUUGUGAAUAUGGGUCUUGUGGAUUAUGCUGUUAUCAGAUAUAUGAGUGUUGCUCUCAGAAAUGUUGCAAGAAAGGACAAGAACAGCGUGAUAUCGGUGUCACCAUGACCCGGCACAGACAGUCGACGGACACAUCAACGACACGUCCAUAUCCGGAAACAGGCGAACGCAGUACAACAAUAAACAACGGAGUAUCCAGCCAAACAGCCGAGUCAUCAUCAACAAGACACAAUCCGGAAAUAGCCGAACGCAGUACAACAAUCACCAACGAAGGUUCUAGUGUUUCAAUACCGCGAGUAACUAGACGAAAUGGAAAUAACACAAGACCGGGCGUUGCAGAUGUGUCAAAUGACUAUGACCCCCCGCCAUCAUACAGUCAAUUAGAAUUGUACAGCUUGGAUAAUCAUGUGAACACUAAUGUAGAUAUACCUGCUUCAGAAACGCGACACGAUAAUAAUGGUAACAAUGUAACAUUGAGCAACGCUGAUUCCUCGAACGUGAUAACACUUGGCUCCAUUAAUAUCGAGACAGAUUUAGCCAUUGGGGCUCACGGUAGUGAAGAACAUGUACAUGAACCGGAAAUGCUGACAGAUUUUUCGGUCGAUGAUGUUUUACCCGCUGUGCCUCCACCUCCGUAUGACGAAGCCGUAGACCCUCCUUUAUAUAGCGAGGUCAUUAGCCACGAGAGCGAAUAUAUGGCGUCAAUUUAAAAACGAGUUUCUUACACGAAGUCGUCAAAAACUAAUGUUAUUUUAAAAUGGCGUAGCUUCAAAGCACUGCGAUUAACCGAAUACAUCAGUGUUGUUUAAAGUAAACGAGGGUUCGUUAAUGAUUUCAGUCGCAUUAUUAUAUGUUAAAUUGAACUAAAUGUUCAAAAAACUUAAUAUGAACGACCGAAGCCUAUUAAGAAGAUUAUAAACCGUCCUAAAAGUAAAAGAAUAAAUAUACUGAUAAGAGUGAUAACUACAAGUUUUGGGAUGUUUUAAAUAAUCAACUUGUGUUAUAUCAGGUAAUAAAGAUACACACAAAUAUUCCCAGAAGUUAGUUACCAAAAAUGUACAGAUGCACUAUCAAUAUACAUAUUUCAUCGACGUUUGGAUGUUGCAAAAUCAGUAUUAUGAAAGACUGAAAUACCAGAUGCACAAUUUUCAUUGAUAUCGAGGGUUUCUACCAAUAGUUAAAUAGGGAGUAUGAGCAAAGAAGGCGUAAGUUAGGAAUAUGAGGGGAUGUCGGACGCAACACGCCAUGCGGGCCUGGAAUACACAUUGUAAUAUCAAAGCGCCGAAAGCAUUAAAAGGCUGUUGACUAUA